Cryptotermes secundus is the source of this 1598-nucleotide messenger RNA. RefSeq names its product COP9 signalosome complex subunit 2 (gene alien). Gene Ontology annotation, cellular component: COP9 signalosome. NCBI's taxonomy places the organism in Eukaryota, Metazoa, Arthropoda, Insecta, Blattodea, Kalotermitidae. Gene Ontology annotation, molecular function: protein binding. The record is from RefSeq and is a predicted model, not a curated record. The coding region runs from base 173 to 1507 and encodes 444 amino acids. The transcript is spliced from 9 exons. Gene Ontology annotation, biological process: protein deneddylation.
AGUCGUUCAAGUGAUCCGUGGACGAAGUGUUUGGUCGGCAUGUAAGUAGGUGUGGGUCUGUAGCAGUCCGGAUCUGUAGGGUCUGCAGUGUGAUGUGAGUUGUACGGUUCUAUGGUGAAGGAAUAUCAAGUUACAUUUAUUAUUGCUUUUACGUAACUUGGGAGAAACUGAAAUGUCUGAUGUGGAGGAUGAUUUUAUGUGUGAAGAAGAGGAGGACUACGGAUUGGAAUAUUCAGAAGACAGCAACUCAGAACCAGAUGUGGAUCUAGAGAACCAAUAUUACAACUCCAAGGCUCUGAAGGAAGAUGAUCCUAAAGCAGCCCUUGCAUCCUUCCAGAAAGUGCUUGAUUUGGAAGGAGGAGAGAAGGGUGAAUGGGGUUUCAAAGCAUUGAAACAAAUGAUAAAAAUCAAUUUUAAACUGAGCAAUUACCGGGAGAUGAUGGCGCGCUACAAGCAGUUGUUGACAUACAUCAAGAGCGCGGUGACACGCAACCACAGUGAGAAAUCCAUCAACUCUAUCCUCGACUACAUUUCCACAUCGAAGAAUAUGGAGUUGCUACAAGACUUCUACGAAACAACAUUGGAGGCUCUGAAAGAUGCAAAAAACGACCGUCUGUGGUUCAAGACGAACACGAAACUUGGAAAGCUGUAUUUUGACCGUUCGGAUUUCAACAAACUGGCCAAGAUACUAAAGCAGCUACACCAGUCAUGUCAGACUGAUGAGGGCGAGGAUGAUCUGAAGAAAGGUACGCAGCUGCUGGAGAUCUACGCUCUGGAGAUUCAGAUGUACACUGCGCAGAAGAACAACAAGAAGCUCAAGACCCUGUACGAGCAGUCGUUGCACAUCAAGUCUGCAAUCCCGCAUCCUCUCAUCAUGGGUGUCAUUCGAGAGUGCGGUGGGAAGAUGCAUCUCCGGGAGGGAGAGUUUGAGAAGGCACACACUGACUUCUUUGAGGCUUUCAAGAACUACGAUGAGUCAGGCAGUCCACGCCGUACAACAUGCUUGAAGUACCUCGUGUUGGCAAACAUGCUCAUGAAAUCUGGCAUCAACCCGUUUGACUCACAGGAAGCAAAACCCUAUAAGAACGACUCAGAGAUCCUGGCUAUGACAAACCUUGUCUCAUCCUAUCAGAACAAUGACAUCAAUGAGUUUGAGACAAUUCUGAAGCAGAACCGUCGGAAUAUAAUGGAUGACCCUUUCAUACGGGAACAUAUUGAAGACCUGCUUCGUAACAUCCGCACACAAGUGCUCAUCAAGUUGAUCACCCCGUACACCAGAAUACAUAUCCCAUUCAUCUCAAAGGAGCUGAACAUAGAUGCCUGUGAAGUGGAGAGCCUUCUUGUCUCCUGCAUUCUGGACAGUACGAUACGUGGCCGUAUCGACCAGGUGAACCAGGUACUAGAGCUUGACAAACAGUCUGUGUGUGCAGCACGCUACAAUGCCCUGGACAAGUGGACAAGUCAGCUGGCAACACUUCACCUUGCAGUUGUCAACAAAAUGGCUUAAAUUUCAUGAUCUUUCCAGCAAAGUUAUGUAUUCUGUGGUUUGUUAAGAUAUUUAUGAUGUACAAAAUAAAAUUUCUCUAAGCAAAGUUUAA